UGUUCAAUCGAGUAAUCGAGUUUGACGUCAGUCGAAUUCUUUUAGAUAUCUGACAUUUGUGUAUCAACUUAUUCGAGUACAAUUUUCAAAAAAGAAACAAAUUCAAAUGAAUUUAUUUUUAACUUUCGUGAAAUGUUAAUCGAAUUUCUUCUAUUCGUCAAAAUUUGCUGUAACAAGAAAGAAAAAUUCGCAAAAAUUUUAAAAAAUAUUUGGCAAUUCAUCGCAUAAUGGACACAGAUAGAAAGUCUUGCAAUCGGCCAACGUGUGGCAAUAGGACGAAAUGUGCUCAAUUGCAUAAAGAUGCUAAACGAUCUCCCAUGACUUUGUGUAGACCAGGAGCUGAACCGGCCAAAGCUGCUACGUCAAACGUUGGAAAUUCAACGCAGAUAUUAUUUGUUGAUUCGAACUUCACGGAAACUCCUAGCACUGCAGAGAAGUGCUCCCAAACUGAUACUCACAGAGAUAACGCACAUUUAAGCGGCACCCAAACCAUCCAAUUACGUAUAGAACCCCAUGCACAGAACGCAGCGAUGUCCUGCAUCAACUAUCCGUCUAAUUAUCGGGUAAUUAUGGAAACACCUGUAUCCGCUAUCAGUAAUCAGCCAACACCAGCUGAGCAGCCGUUAACUCCGGUACAAUGUUCCUGUCAGCGUUCUUUCCAACAGCAAAACCAACAUCAUCAAUUCCCAUAUCCACCACAGCAGCCUCCUCAGCCAUCACAACAUCCCCUACAUGCAAUGCCGCAACAACAAAUACAACAAUUGCACCAACAGCAGAAACCAUCAGUUCAACAACAACAACAGCAGCAGCAAAUACAGUUAUAUCAGCAGCAACAACAGCAAUUGCAACAGUUUGUGAACUGCUUAAAUCAACAGCCUGUUGAGCAAGCUUCGGCUAGCAAGUCCAGUCAGCAAGAUUCUCAAAAUUCACAAGCUUCUACUGUAACAACAGCCGGUCUUUUCACCAAAGCAUAUUGCAUUCGAUCAACAUCUGAAUCAGGUGGUCAGCUGAGCUGUCGCUGUCCAUUUGAAAUUUCCAUAUCUUCGGCUCACCCACCGGCAAGGCCGUCUUAUGAAAUACGUUUACCAAGUGGAAUGGCGUCGUCAAAUUAUAGCGGUAAAAAUAAUUUGAGUGAGGAAGAGUUCUUUUCUCUUAGUUCGGCCUCUUCAGAUCGGGAUGAUUGCAUGCCAUCGGCAGCGGCCAAAGGCAAAGGUAAAAGUGGUAGUAAAACAAAGAAUCGCUUUGCAGAUUGCGAAUGCUCUCCAUCAAUACAAGAGAAUAAGACCAAAGCGAAUGCGAAUCCUCCACGAAAUGUAGCUAUACUUCAAUUGCUACGCGAAGUCGUUCAGUUAAUCAAUCAAGGUGACGAAAAUGGUACUGGCUGCGGUUGUGGCGUUGCAACAACAAAAAUGCGUAAUAUCGGCGCACUUGGCUCAGAAGAGUCGAUGGCAGAUAACGGUCCUUUCAACUCCGGUUUUAAAAUAACAUUUACACCAAGCCGUAAAGGUACCAGUCCAAAUCAAUCGAUUGCUCAUUCUGAAAUGUCUGAGCCGCAACCUGUGGGUCAGCCUGUUAAUAUACCACUGCAGUUGCCAUGUAAUCUCAUAAUCACACCAAACUUACUAACUUGUGCACCUUGCUCACAAUGUGUACCUUUGUCUAACGUGCCUACCCCUCCGCCACAAAAGAUGCAAAUCACUGCAGUAUCUGAAGGGCCGACAAAGUCUUUGAAGAAGGUAAAGGUUGGUGAAAAGAAUACCGAAAGCUUUUGUGGCUCCAAAGGAAUGCCCUGCAGUUGUAUAGGAGAUCUUGAGCUAAUCGAAGAGAUAGCGACCCUUGCACUCGCUGCAGACCCCAAAAAUCGCACUGAACCUUCUAGUCAGGCUUGUGAGGAAGAUAAUCGAUAUGGUGCAGGCGCAACUUUUGAUAUAAGUCCGAUUGUAUGUGGCAAAGGUUGCCCAGAAGAAUGCACCUGCAAGCAACCAUGCCUUUGUCCGGUUCAUGGCUUUUAUCAACCGACUACCAUGUUUGGCCAAGACUCACAACUGGCUGAUGACGAAGAAUGCGAAUGUAUCGACGGCGAUGAUGCUGGGAUAGUCACAGAACCGAGCCAAUCGCAAACUCAUGUCUCAGACGCUGCAUCCGCCACUGCCAGCCAGCGUACUAACCAAACGAACAAAACGAAGAGUGAUUGUACUGAAUGCAGCUGCUGCCAUUGCCAGGCGAUGCGUGAUAAACAAAACUGUUCAACCAUUGCGACUCAGAAUCAGGCGAAAGACCAAUGCAGUUGUAGUGAGUUGAGAUUCUUUAUCGAUUCCAUAAUAAUGGAUCUGGACGCAAUGGAGCAAGCGCGGCGCAAGAAAAUUGCUGAACAGACCACGACACCAACAAGAGCUAGGGUCUGUCCACGUCAAAGCUUUCCCGUUACAAUCACAGAAGUCUCCGACCUAGGCAUUUCGUCGCUAUACGUCAAAUGGGUGAUCCACGAUUGCUGCGGUAUUAGCGGCUACGAGAUCUAUGUCGACGGUUAUUUAACGAAUCGUUAUUUCCACUGCAAUCACGAAGCGGCUGUGAUUUGCGAUGUCGAUGUCACGAAGGCGCAUAAGAUAGUGCUAGUUGCACAGCCGAAGCAAACCGACUGUAGUUGCGGUGACAACAUGGAGAACAAGUGCAAGGAGUUGAUGCGUAAGGGCGAUGUCGACAAAAUAGACAAAACUAUCGUGCCACCUUCGGCACUCUGGGUGCCCAGUAUUUAUUUAUACGAUCCUUGUGACAAGAGGGAGGGAACACCGAUCAAUCGCACUAGCCUUUGAACCACGAUUUUUGGUGGAUAUGUGGGCGUGGCUUUGUUUAAUGUUUUCUGGCAACUAAAAAUUCUCUAACCUACAAAAAAAUGAAUAAUGCUUGCGAAUAGGUGUUAAAAAAGGUUGAAAAGAUGAUGGACGCAAUUGUUUUGGAAAGACGGAUAACGUGCGUGGAAUAAAUAUAAAAAGCAAAUAACACAAAAACAAUACUAAUGCGAAAAAUAGGAGGGAUGCUUAAAAUUUAAGGUACCCGUUAAAAUUUAACGAUAGAAUGACGUGAAAUGCUAGUCAGUGAAAAUUAAAAGUUAAAACUAAAAAAUCACAAAUUCGCAAUUGAGUGCAAACAAAUAGAUAUGUAUGAUAUGUAUUUAUUUAGUUCAUAUACAUACCACAUAUGAAUGGAAAUCGCCGUUAGUAAUUAGGAGAGGUCCAAGCAGACGGCGUCUCAACGCACUAAGGAAGUUCGAAUGCCAGAUAUUAAAAAAUUUAAUGAAAAAAUUUUAAAACGUGUCGAAAAAUACAAAAAAGAAAGGUGAAUAUUUACUAUUUGCAACAAUUGUGGAGACGUCGGUUUGUGCAAAUUUGCUACUGCUUCAUUAUAAAAAAAUAUAUAUAAAAUAAAAUGUAUAGUUAAUAUGUUUCUGUAGCGAAUUUGCGCCAAACGAAGUGAGAGUAGGGCCUUCACAAUGCGUUCGCUGGCCCUCCGAUCAAUCGAAAUGUAAAGCAAUAUUCAGCUUGUGUUGUUGCUAUUUGGCACGAUCUGGGCUCGUACGCGCAUACAUAACCUAUGCAUAUAGUAUAAUCAAGUAUAAUCGUACGGCGUCUCAGAUGCGUGGCCAAAAGAAGUGUAAUGUAUGUAACAAUGUGUACGUCUUGAUAAAUAAAAUUUUAAUGUUAGUCGAAGUAAAAAAAAGUGCCUUAAAAUUAAUUUUAAUGAUGUAAAGAGGAAAAGUCUCACAAAUCUGCAAUGAGUUCAUUCACAUUUAGUUUUACUUUAUUUUUAUUUAUUUGCUUAAUUCUCGUAUUGUACAAACAUUAGCAAAGCAAACCACAAAUUGAAUAUCACAAACGUUUUGUUAGUAGUUAUUAAUGCGAACUAAAGCCGAUUUUUUUCAUUUAUUUAUAUUUUAUAAGUUAGUAGUAUUUUUCAUUAUAUAAAAAUCAACGAAAAUUAUAAUAAUUUCCACAACCAAAUCGCUUGCAACAUUUUCCGAAUUGAAAUGGGAACGUUAAAAACUCAAACUCUAACGAAUUUAUUACUGUCCAUUAAAAUCAAACUUGAAUUGUAAUGCAAGUUUAAUUUUUAAAGUUUAAAUUUUCGUCGCUUGUUGCCAUUUUCCUACUUUCUCCAUUCGACUUCAAUUAAGCACUAUCUUCAUGAAUUUGUAAAUACAUCAUCGUAUGCUCAUUGAAGCAAAAACUAUAGCUUAAUCUGUUUCUUAAAUUAAACAAAAACGAUAUGUUGCGUCGCUGUUUGUGGUUCACGAAAAGAGUUUUUGCCUUAACAUUUACAUUUAUUUUUUACGCUAAUAUAUUUGGUGUUAACCACUCAAUACGUGUAUACCUGAAUGAUGCAAUUUAUAUACCUAUAUUGUAGACGCAUCUUAUUGCCUUGAUAAGUGUAAAGCACGUAAGUGAAUUGAAUUUAUAAAGAAAAAACAAAAAAAAAAAGAAUAUUACAUUGUAGUUAAUUGUAAAAACAUUCAACACAUGUAGAAACACCCAUAUUUUUAAAAUAAAAUUGCCUAGCGUAUGUUUUCGCAUGUUACAAAAUA
This is a messenger RNA of Bactrocera oleae (olive fruit fly), 4579 nucleotides long. Lineage: Eukaryota; Metazoa; Arthropoda; Insecta; Diptera; Tephritidae. The record is from RefSeq and is a predicted model, not a curated record.